CGUGUGUCAUGUCAUUGGAAGAAACUAUGAAGCGCGCACACAGCAUUUGCUUUUUCUCAGCGUAGAGAAACAAUUUGAUUCCCAAUGUUAUCGUUUGUAUUAAAGUAUCUAUAUUACAAAUAAAUCCGUGUGAUAUAUUUUAGUUGUUUUUGGAACUGUGUUGUUUGUCUAUUGUUUUGUAGCAGUCGUAGCAGCUGUAUGUGUUUAUAUACCUAAUAUCAUUUUAAUAAGUAAAACGAUAAAACCAGGUCACUUAAGUUAAUUUCGAAUUUGUGACGGUUCAUGAACUAAGAAACACAGCCAAACACAACUUGUGAAGUGCAGCAUUUCUACAGCCAACGAGGAUUCUUACUACCCUGUACUACUAGGAAGACAUCAUGGCCAACUAUAGGAUCAGAAAAUACGAGGACAAAGAUUGUGAAGUAGUGAGGGAUAUAUUUGCUGUGGGCACAAGAGAGCACAUUCCAGCUGGAUUUGUGUACACCCUGAAGCAGCCUCGGUUACACCUAACCUUGAUGUGUGUGCUCUGUCUUCUGUUCCUGAGCUCCAGAUCAUUCAUGCUUUCCAUCCUGGCAGUCGUCUUACUGCUAGCAGGAUUGCGUCAGGCAUCUGACUAUAUAUAUAGCACAUACGUAGAGGAGACCUUGAAAGACGACCUGCUGGACAUCAACAAAACGUACAUGAAGAGCAAAGGCUCUUGCUUCUGGGUGGCGGAGAGUAAUGAUCACGUGGUUGCUAUGGUUGCUACUGUACCUUCCAAAGAAGAGCCAGGCGCCUUGGAGUUGAAGCGCUUGUCUGUGAGAAAGAACUACAGACGUCUGGGCAUUGCCAAAGCGCUCUGCAGGACUGUUUUGGACUUUGCACGUGCAAAUGGCUACAAGGCUGUGGUGCUGGAGACGUCCCAUGUCCAGUAUGAUGCACAGAAGCUCUAUGAGAGCAUUGGUUAUAAAAAAAUCCAACAAUUUGUUUCCCCCAUGCUAGUAGACAAAAUCAUCAACUUCUCCAUACUAACAUAUAGAUAUGACUUUUUUUCCCCAUAACUAAACAAUCAAUCAGCAGUGAUUUGCUUUAAAAUGUCUCCAGCACAAUGGUGGUGGGUUCCUACUUUGCUAAUUAUUGUGGAGUGUGUAAUUAAAAGUGAAUGCAUUUAAAACCCAUGAACAUUCAUCCUAUAAGUUACCAAUAAUCCAAAAUAAUGCUUAUUGUAUAACAGAUUUGUAUUGUCAAUGAAAGUUAGAUCAUUUUAGCUGCAGAGAGCAUUGAGUUUACUUUUCUGUUAGUCCUGUACACUAGGUGUGUCCUCCUGUUGUAGAUUUUAUAUACCAAGCAUUUCUCUCUUUAUUUUUUAAGGUAGAUGAUAAGCCACUUGAGUACUGCUUCCGUUCUGAAUUUGACUUCAACCAAAUCAGUCUGCUGUUCUGUAUCAGCCUUUUUGUGUAUCAAAAACAGUUUCCUUUGUAUCCUGUGUGCCUAAUUGAAGUCAGUGAGAAAAUUAAACAGUACAAGAUUAUACUUGUACUGUAAUUUAUGUCUUUAUUUAACUAGUAACAGUAAAACCACAGAUUGUAUUAAAAUCUUGCCUUCCUUAUUAGAUCAGUGUCACUGCCACCAGUUUUGGCAGUCACUGAUAUACAGUAAACUCGCAAUUAUUCGUGGGUGGAUUAUCUGGAUUGCGGAUUAAUCGUGCUUGCAAAAAAUGAAGAAAAAUACAGGCGUACAGUACACAUUCUUUUACACAUGUUCAGGUUCCAUGGUUAGUGAUUUUAAAAAAGAAGCAGGAAGAGUUGAUCUCAUAUUCGAGUAACUCUGAUUCUUCAAGCAGUUUGAGGAAAUCAAUGAAAAAAUCAAGGAAGAGGACUACUUUAAUACCUAGAAAAUAAGUACAGUAUACUGUAUAUGUUUUAUAGGUUUUGCAUUGUCCGAGGGCAUCCCUCCCUUCCAUUACCCCGGAUAAUCGAGAGGACUGUAUAGGCAAAUAAAUACGCGGAAGAGCUUUUUAUAAGGCAAUCUAGUGAGAUAAAGGGUUUACCAAUGGGAAAGUCAAAGAUCUGCCCUGGUUUUACAGCUGUCCAAUCAUUAGUGAGCAGAGGCGGGACAUAAAUAUGCUAGGGUAGGGUGUAAGAAUAGCUGAAUUUCCCGCAAUAUUGCUUAUUAUAGCGACAGUUAUUGAGAAUUAUAUUGAUAACUUUGAAGUAAUAUUUCAAAUUGUCUUUUACAAAUUAAAAAAAAUAUCAUAAGACAACAGAGAUAUUGUAGUCGAUUUGGUUACAAAUUCAUUUUCAAGAAGAACUUACUCAGAAAAAAUGGCGGUAUACACCACAAAUACCUGAACUGACACAGGAAGGGGAGGGAUAUACUCGCCACUUCCAAAACUGAAAUUAUGAAAGGUAUCCAUGGCUUACCGAUAGCUGUCAAUUAAAAAAAAGUAUACUGCUGGAGCUGUAUUUUGUUCAGUACAGAAAAGGCGAUAUGGAACAGCAAUUGGCUACAGCAAUCUAAAAUGUCUAUCGAAGUCAGCUCAAAAACAUGAGCAUUCCCAAAUUCACUUGCGAGCCACUGUAACACUCAAAACAACUGGACAAACCCGGAUUGAUGCUCAAGUCAACUGGAUGAGCAGAAGCGCAGGGAUACAAUACACCAUAAUGAGCAAGUAACAAAAAAUUGUGAGGUUCUUAAAUGCUUGAUUGAUUCUGUUAUUUACCUUGGCAAGCAAGAACUGGCAUUCAGAGGGCACGAUGAAGGCACCAACUCCUCAAAUAGAGGUAAUUAUGUAGAAUUACUUUCUCUGAUUUCUGACUACGACAGCACGUUAAAGCAAUCACUUGUCAAUAGCCAAUAGUCAAUUUUUGUCAAAUUAUACUAUUUGAAUUAUUAUAGACAAUUAUUUGCAGUCAUGUAGACUGUAUUUUGGGAGGUUGUAUGAACCGGUAUAAUGUGGUUUCUGGGAGGUGUAAGGGUGAUCUCACAGUCAUUGUCUCAAAGAGGUGGUCAUUAAUAAUAAUAGUAAUACAUAAUAUCUUUAUUUUUAUAUAGCAUCUUUCAUAGUGGACCACCAUCACAAAGCGCUUUACAGAGGUAGGCUGUGAACUGUGCAUUAAAUGCAGAGUCACUUACAAUAGGACAUUGAUUUAACAUCUCAUCUGCAGGAUGGAGCACAAGGAAGUUAAGUGACUUGCUCAGGGUCACACAGUGAGUCAGUCAGUGGCAGAGGUGGGAUUUUAACCAGUGACCUUCUGGUUAUAAGCCCUGGACUUUAACCACUGGACCACACUGCCAUUGCCAUUUUUUAAUCUCCAAUCAGCACAUUGUCUGCCAGCUCAGACAUACCAUCUCUAUCACCUUGGUAGCUCAGACAACAUCUUGAGGCUAGGGUGGGGCUCAAAUACCACCUGACAAGACCUGUAGGUUACCUGCAGCUUUGUUGCUCAAGAUUCGACCUCCUGAGACCUGUAACUGCGCUUACAGUAUUGCUGUGAUUGUGUCCUGUACUGUCUUUGGAUUUGCUUUGUUCCUGAAUAAAACUUUUGAUUGAA
Acipenser ruthenus (sterlet) is the source of this 3533-nucleotide messenger RNA. RefSeq names its product probable N-acetyltransferase camello. The coding region runs from base 378 to 1040 and encodes 220 amino acids. The record is from RefSeq and is a predicted model, not a curated record. Lineage: Eukaryota; Metazoa; Chordata; Actinopteri; Acipenseriformes; Acipenseridae. The transcript has 2 exons. Gene Ontology annotation, molecular function: N-acetyltransferase activity.